AAAGGUAUAAAGACAUAAAUAACACUAUACUAUAUAUUUAACUUGGACUAUACAAAACAAGACAAGACGAUAUGGCUACUAGUCACCUAGACACUUACAGAGAACCCCAGCCUGGUGACCUGAUCGAGAUCUUUCGACCGGCCUAUCAGCACUGGGCCUUGUAUCUGGGAGAUAUAUACGUCAUCAACCUUACACCAGUCGAUGAGAACCAAGCAGCCGCCAGGUCCAGCGUGAAGUCAGUGUUCACUCGGAAGGCUGUGGUGCGAAUGCAGCUCCUGCAGGACGUUGUGGGGGAAGAUCCGUUCCGUGUUAACAAUAAAUACGACAACAGUCACACGCCUUUGCCUGUGUCUGAGAUUAUUGAGCAAGCACAGCUACUGAUUGGUCAGGAGGUGUCAUAUGACCUGUUGGGCAGCAACUGCGAGCACUUUGUCACCCUGCUGCGAUAUGGCAAGGGUGUAUCUGAGCAGGCAACACGUGCUAUCGGGGUGAUAGGUUUGGUGACCGCAGCAGCGAGUGCCUUUUCUCUGCUUUGCCGCAUGAGCACUCGCAACAGGAACAGACCUUCCUGACAUCAGUGCGACUCACAAAUUCAAGCUUUUAAUUAUAUGCACACAUUUGUUUUACACAAUAUAGUCAACCAGAGCUACAUAGUUUGUGCUUAUGAUUUUGGUUUUGUUCUUUGACACAGAUUGUUUUAUUUAUUUACUUUGUAUACAUUAAAGCAAAUUAUAAAUAGAGUAGCUAUAGAUAAGUGUCUAUUCUCUGAAAUGUCUGGAGGUUGAUUAUAACAGGAAGUGUAAUAUAAGUUAGUGUAUAGGUUUUUAAAGUUCUUUUAAGAUUAAGCUACUUUUUUUUACAUACAUACUGAUAUAUAACAACAUGUUUAGAUUAUGAGAAAUGUUGCUGAAGAUAAACAAAUUAAUUAAAUACAUUUCCCACAAUG
Messenger RNA from Tachysurus fulvidraco (yellow catfish), 946 nucleotides. Its product is annotated as phospholipase A and acyltransferase 1-like. Gene Ontology annotation, molecular function: A2-type glycerophospholipase activity; glycerophospholipid phospholipase A1 activity. Gene Ontology annotation, cellular component: cytoplasm. The transcript has 4 exons. Bases 72 to 572 code for a protein of 166 amino acids. Gene Ontology annotation, biological process: N-acylphosphatidylethanolamine metabolic process. The record is from RefSeq and is a predicted model, not a curated record. NCBI's taxonomy places the organism in Eukaryota, Metazoa, Chordata, Actinopteri, Siluriformes, Bagridae.